Molecule: messenger RNA, 726 nt
Organism: Nicotiana tabacum (common tobacco)
Lineage: Eukaryota; Viridiplantae; Streptophyta; Magnoliopsida; Solanales; Solanaceae
Source: RefSeq, a predicted model, not a curated record
AUGCUGAUUAGCCACUGCAAGAAGCUGAAGUCGCUACCAGAACAUAUGCAGGAACUCCUUCCAUCUCUUAAGAAACUGGAACUGCAAAAUUGUCCAGAAAUAGAGUCUUUUCCUGAAGGAGGAUUGCCCUUCAAUUUAGAAGUCCUUAAGAUUUGGAAUUGCAACAAACUGGUGAAUGGGCGAAAGGAGUGGCGUUUACAGAGACUCUCCUGUCUAAGAGAUUUAAUCAUCUACCAUGAUGGUAGUGACGAAGAAAUUCCUGCUGGUGAGAAUUGGGAGUUGCCUUGCUUUAUUCGACGGCUUACCAUAUACAAUCUGAAAACAUUUAGCAGCCAAGUUCUCAAAAGCCUCACCUCUCUUGAAUCUCUAUGUAUUCAAAAUUUACCUCAAAUUCAGGCACUACUGGAUGAAGGGCCUCCCUCGUCUCUUUCUGAGCUUACAUUUCGUCGCCUCACUUCGCUGCCUUGCUCCCUCUCUAAGCUGCAUAUCUGGAAUUGCCGUAAUUUCCAAUCACUUCCAGAAUCAGGGCUGCCCUUCUCCCUCUCUGUGCUCGAGAUCGAGAAUUGUCCUAAUCUCCAAUCUCUUUCAGAACCAGCGCUGCCCUCCUCCCUAUCUAAGCUGGUCAUCUGGGAUUGCCCUAAACUCCAAUUCCUUCCAUUAAAAGGAUGCCCUCUUCCAUCUCUGAACUAUAUAUUUCUGGCUGCCCAUUGCUCAAACCACAGAUAG